CAAAGCAGAUCAGGUUACUCUGAGUGACAGCGUAACCAUGGCAAAUAAUUUGACUAAAACUAUUGUAUUAUCCUCGCCAUUCCCGGGUCAGAUAACCGACCAAUCAGAGUUCAUAUAAUCUAUUUUCUUGCCAGUUCAGAAUAAUAUUAUUAAAACAAGCCAGCAAGCCUGUCUAGAGGACUAGGGCUGGAACGGACGACCGGCGGAGGGAGAAACUACCGCUGUCUCUCUCUCACGACACUUUAGGAGGGACGUCACCUGGGGUUUUAUUCGGUUAAAUGGACUCGCUUCAUUCCACGUUAUGCGCUUGGAUCUUACAUUUCUCAUCAAUUCUGCAAUUUCCUCUUUGAGGAACCUUUUAAUCGAUGGACUUGCGUCGAGAGGGUUGCUUUUCGCGUCAGGACUAGUCUUGUGUUUGCGGGCAAGGAGUGCGGGGAAGUAAGCGCUAACAACAUCACACCAUUGGUUUCGGUCUACUCUGCAUCAUGUCCAUGCUCCCGACGUUUGGUUUCACGCAGGAACAAGUGGCGUGCGUUUGCGAGGUCCUGCAGCAAGGCGGGAACAUUGAGAGGCUGGGUCGGUUUCUCUGGUCGCUCCCCGCCUGCGAACACCUCCACAAGAACGAGAGCGUGCUCAAGGCGAAGGCCGUGGUCGCCUUCCACAGGGGGAACUUCCGUGAGCUCUACAAGAUCCUGGAGAGCCACCAAUUUUCUCCGCACAACCACCCCAAGCUGCAGCAGCUGUGGCUCAAGGCGCACUACAUCGAAGCGGAGAAGCUGCGGGGCCGGCCCCUCGGCGCCGUGGGGAAGUACCGCGUCCGCAGAAAGUUCCCCCUGCCGCGCUCCAUCUGGGACGGCGAGGAGACCAGCUACUGCUUCAAGGAGAAGAGCCGCAGCGUGCUGCGAGAGUGGUACACGCACAACCCCUACCCGUCUCCACGGGAGAAGCGGGAGCUGGCCGAGGCCACGGGACUCACGACCACUCAGGUCAGCAACUGGUUUAAGAACCGGAGGCAGAGGGACCGCGCGGCAGAGGCCAAAGAGAGAGAAAACAAUGAGAACUCGAACUCCAACAGUCACAACCCAUUGACUUCUUCCAUGAAUGGAAAUAAAACUAUUUUGGGGAGUUCUGACGACGAUAAAACCCCGUCCGGUACACCGGAUCAUACAUCCUCAAGCCCCGCCAUGCUGCUCAGCUCCGGGUUACCGUCUCUGCACGGCCUGGCCCCCCCGCCGGGUCCCAGCGCCAUCCCGGUGCCCGGCCCGGACUCAAACCACCAUCACCACCAUCACCACCACCACCACUCUUUGCACCACGAUACCAUACUAAACUCUAUGUCUUCAAAUCUGGUGGACCUUGGCUCUUAAAGAAUAAACACGCCCCGAAUGCGCGGAGAUCUUCCAAUGGAGAAGAAAACAAAAGAAGAACCAAGGAGCUUCAAGCACUUCAAGACCGAGAAGGUUUAAGAGAGAGAGAAGGACACACAUAUUAAGAAGGAUACACACAUUGAGGCCUUUUGGAGGAACGCAACCGGAAUGUAAAAACGUAACGCGUCAAGUUGUUGAAAACAAUGACAAUACAAUGUCUUAAUUAUUGCUACUAUUAUCGUUAUGGUUUUAGGGGUUAAUCAACUGAAGCUCAAAGACCCCGAGUUACGGUAGCCCACCCUCAUCUUUCUGUUUACAUUGGAUUGUCCGAAAGAGCCAUAAGCAAUUGAUAUUAUUGAGUUAAUUUUGUUUUAUUUUGUUCGGGGUACCGUAUCUUAAAGUGUCUUAUGUCACACAUCUCUGUGAUGGAAAUUAGUCUAUCUUAAUCUCUUGAUAUUAUUAUUUGUGUUUUCAUUUGAAAGAGACUGCAUGUAGCCUAAACUUUGAGAUAAAAAUUAAAUAUAAACCCAGCAAGUCACCUAUAGUUUCAU
Molecule: messenger RNA, 1918 nt
Organism: Gadus chalcogrammus (walleye pollock)
Lineage: Eukaryota; Metazoa; Chordata; Actinopteri; Gadiformes; Gadidae
Gene: six2a
Product: SIX homeobox 2a
Exons: 2
Coding region: 486-1367 (293 amino acids)
Biological process (GO): regulation of transcription by RNA polymerase II
Cellular component (GO): transcription regulator complex; nucleus
Molecular function (GO): RNA polymerase II cis-regulatory region sequence-specific DNA binding; DNA-binding transcription factor activity, RNA polymerase II-specific
Source: RefSeq, a predicted model, not a curated record